Molecule: messenger RNA, 1413 nt
Organism: Fusarium oxysporum Fo47
Lineage: Eukaryota; Fungi; Ascomycota; Sordariomycetes; Hypocreales; Nectriaceae
Exons: 2
Coding region: 329-1033 (234 amino acids)
Source: RefSeq, a predicted model, not a curated record
CUGAAUGGUCUGCUCACUGCACAACCUUGCACUUGCGACGUUAUGGGCUAAGCCCUUUGGUUAACGACCCCACUGGAAUCGUCUUAGGUUCCUGACUUGGAGGCUGGACCUGGAAGCUGACAAGGAAGAAUAGACGAAGGCCGGGGAAAGGAAAAAGUGAGAGAGAACACGAGACGAGGAUCUCAUUGGGGCUUUCUUUUACGAAUCCAACCAACAUUCGCUGCUCCUCGCAUGCUUUACCGACCUGCAGUAGAACGUCUUGACCUCUCAGCCUCGUUCUCGCAGCUGAACCAAAUCAUCUCUCGUUCGCUUGCUCUCAACAAUCAUCAUGCUCAGUUAUAGUUGCAUCUGGCUCGGCCUCGCUGCAGUCUCUACAUCUGCUCAGAACAUUCCUCAAGUAGAAGCAAUAGCAACGGCAGUAUACGCCCCAGCCUACUACAUUCCACCAGCCUCUGUCAUCUUCAGACGGGACGAUUCAUGCCCAGCGAACACAUUCCGAUGCUCUGAGGAGCUUGGCGAGAGAUUUAGCGACAUAUGCUGCCAAAACGGCCAAACGUGUGCCGUGGACGCCGACGAUGAACCGGCUUGCUGUCCGUCUGGCGCUGUCUGCACAGGUACAGCUCCAGCCUCAGCCACUGCCGAACCAACCGCUGAAGCAUCCUACGUCCCGAACUCAUAUUUCGCCUUCCCUUAUGCUGCCACGACAUUUUCAAACGAAGCUGCAUGCACCUCAGCCGUUGAUGCUUGCGAAGAAAACUACGAUCAAUGUGUUAAUUUCCUCGGAGAUGGAGGCCAAUAUGGUGUCACUAUAGUUGUACCUGGUGGCGGAGGUACAACAGUUCAGGGUGGUGGACAGGCUCUGGGUUCGUCAUCAGCAACCGCGGUCUGCUCUAGUCUAAGCUCUCGUGCUUGCAGAAACGUUUCCAGUGAUGACUGCUCGGAUUAUGGGAACGAUGCUUCAUCCUCCAACAGACUCGCCUUGUGUUUUAUGGGUUUCGGGGCAGGCAUUGCCAUACUCAACGCCCUGAUUUAGGUGCCAAACAAGCAGAUAUGCAACUUGAUACAACGAUCGCGGGCCUUGCAAGCAUGAUUGCUGGUGCUAGUGUAUCAGGAUUGAUUGAACGCCCUGCUGCCGCUGCCGAGGAAGACAUGUGCUUGCCUCGAUGCUCAAAAGGAUAUUUGCGCUCACCAGAGCGAAUGACUGCAGUUACGACGCAUUUUAUGAAUACCCUAUGUUGAUAGGGCUUGAAACUAUGAAGCGUGCUUAUCACAAUAUAUAUAGGAUCUGAAAUGGGCUUAUACUGAAAGACUUGACGGGCGCUUGAUGUGGAAUGUAUGCGUGUUUUUGGUUUUGUAUAUAGAAUAAUACAGCAACAUUGACUUGACUGACCAUUCAGUCCUGUGUUGGGUUUA